Molecule: messenger RNA, 9743 nt
Organism: Lepus europaeus (European hare)
Lineage: Eukaryota; Metazoa; Chordata; Mammalia; Lagomorpha; Leporidae
Gene: OAS3
Product: 2'-5'-oligoadenylate synthetase 3
Exons: 26
Coding region: 1-5469 (1822 amino acids)
Biological process (GO): defense response to virus; negative regulation of viral genome replication; regulation of ribonuclease activity
Cellular component (GO): cytosol; membrane; nucleoplasm
Molecular function (GO): double-stranded RNA binding; 2'-5'-oligoadenylate synthetase activity
Source: RefSeq, a predicted model, not a curated record
AUGGACGUGUACCGCACGCCGGCCGCCGCGCUGGACCGCCUGGUGGCGCGCAGCCUGCAGCCGGACGGCGAGUUCGCGGGGUCGGCGCGGCGCGCCCUGGGCGCCCUGCUCGCGGCCCUGCGGGAGCGCGGGGGACGCGGGGGCGCCGCGGGGCAGCCGGCGCUGCGGGUGCGGAAAAGCGUGCAGGGAGGCUCCUGUGGCCGGGGCACAGCCCUCAGGGGUGGCAGUGACUGUGAACUUGUCGUCUUUCUCGAAUGCUUCAAGAGCUUUGAAGACCAGAGGGCCGGCCGGGCGGAGGUCCUCCGGGAGCUGCAGGCACUGCUGGACGCCUGGGGGCGGCAGCCGGGGCCGGGUCUGAAGCUGGAGUCCCCCGUGCAGGCCACGGGUGGGCUCUUGCGGUUCCGACUGGCAGCCGUUGACCUUGAGAACUGGAUGGAUGUCACCCUGGUUCCUGCCUUCGAUGCGCUGGGGCAGAUUGGAGCUGGCGCCAAACCCGAGCCCCAGGUCUACUCCACCCUCUUGGUCGGCGGCUGCCAGGGGGGCGAGCACGCGGUCUGCUUCACGGAGCUGCGCCGGAGCUUCGUGAACACGCGCCCGGCCAAGCUGAAGAACCUCAUCCUGCUGGUCAAACACUGGUACCGCCAGGUGUGCCCGAAGGAGGCCGGGGAGGGGACGCUGCCCCCGGCCUACGCCCUGGAGCUGCUGACCAUCUUCGCCUGGGAACAGGGCUGUGGGAAGGAUGCCUUCAGCCUGGCCCGGGGCCUCCGCACCGUGCUGGGCCUCAUCCAAUGCUAUCAGCAGCUGUGUGUUUUCUGGACCGUCAACUACAGCUUUGAGGACCCUGCUGUCAGCCAGUUCUUGCAGGGACAGCUUAAGAGACCCAGACCUGUCAUCCUGGACCCGGCUGACCCUACGUGGGAUGUGGGGAACGGGACAACCUGGCACUGGGAGGUGCUGGCCCUGGAGGCCGAGUCCUGCUACCACCACCCGUGCUUUCUGCAGGGGACCGGGGACCCUGUGCAGCCCUGGGAGGGGCCGGGCCUUCCACAAGCCGGGGGCUCCGAUCUGGGCCACCCCAUCCAGCGCAACCCUGGCCAGGGGACCCCCGAGGACGGCGAGAGACUCAACACCGUGCACCCGGGGCCCCCCCGCCCAGCUCUGGGCCCCUCAGAGGCAGCCCCGAGUCCCAGUCCGAGUCCGAGUCCAGCGGGGCUGGCCAUGGACCUGGCUCAGAUCCCCUCCAAGGAGCUGGACCGCUUCAUCCAAGAGCACUUGAAGCCGAGCCCACGAUUCCAGGAGCAGGUGAAGAAGGCCAUCGACGCCAUCUUGUGCUGCCUCCGGGAGAAGUGUGCCCACAAGGCCUCUCGAGUGAGCAAGGGGGGCUCAUUUGGCCGGGGAACAGACCUCAGGGGUGGCUGUGACGUGGAACUCGUCAUCUUCCUCCAUUGCUUCACCGACUACACGGCGCAGGGCCCCAGCCGUGCAGAGGUCCUUGCUGAGAUGCGGGCCCAGCUGGAGUCCUGGUGCCGGGAGCCGGGGCCCGGCCUGAGCCUGAGGGUCCCUGCGCAGGAUGGUGCCAAGGCUUUGCGGUGCCGGCUGGAGUCCUCGGCCCUAGAAGGCUGCGUGGACAUUAGCCUGCUGCCUGCCUUCGAUGCCGUGGGGCAGCUCGGAGCCGGCGCCAAACCCAGGCCCCAGGUCUACUCCGCCCUCCUGGGCAGCGGCUGCCAGGGGGGUGAGCACGCGGCCUGCUUCGCCGAGCUGCGCCGGAGCUUCGUGAACACGCGCCCGGCCAAGCUGAAGAACCUCAUCCUGCUCAUCAAACACUGGUACCGCCGGGUUGCGGCUCAGGACAAAGGGAAGCAGCCAGCCAGCGCCUCUCUGCCCCCAGCCUAUGCCCUGGAGCUCCUGACCAUCUUUGCCUGGGAGCAGGGCUGCGGGAAGGACCGCUUCCCUAUGGCCGAGGGCCUCCGCACCGUCCUGGAGCUUGUCCGGCAGCAUCAGCAGCUCUGUGUCUACUGGACGCUCAACUACGGCAUCGAGGACCCGGCCGUGAGGACCCACCUUCUUGGCCAGCUUCGGAAGCCCAGACCCCUGAUCCUGGACCCUGCUGACCCCACCUGGAAUGUAGGCCAGGGCAACUGGGAGCUGUUGGCCCGCGAAGCGGCAGCCCUGGGGACACAAGCCUGCUUUACAAGUAGAGACGGGACAGCCGUGCAGCCCUGGGACGUGCUGCCGGCUCUGCUUCACCAAACCCCAGCCGCAGACCUCGACAAGUUCAUCAGCGAAUUUCUGCAGCCCAACCGCCAGUUCCUGGCUCAGGUGAACAAGGCUGUCAACGCCAUCUGCUCCUUCCUGCGGGAAAACUGCUUCCGGAAUUCGCCCAUCAAAGUGCUCAAGGUGGUCAAGGGUGGCUCUUCAGCCAAAGGCACGGCGCUGCGAGGCCGCUCGGACGCCGACCUGGUGGUCUUCCUCAGCUGCUUCGGCCAGUUCAGCGAGCAGGGCAACCGGAGAGCCGAGGUCAUCGCGGAGAUCCGGGCCCAGCUGGAGGCCUGUCAGCAGGAGCGGCAGUUCGAGGUCAAGUUCGAGAUCUCCAAGUGGGAGAACCCCCGCGUGCUGAGCUUCUCGCUGUCGUCCCCGACCAUGCUGGACCAGAGCGUGGACUUCGACGUGCUGCCUGCCUUUGAUGCCCUAGGCCAGCUGGUCGCCGGCUCCAGGCCCAGCUCUCAGGUCUACGUCGACCUCAUCCACAGCUACAGCCACGCGGGCGAGUUCUCCACCUGCUUCACGGAGCUGCAGCGGGACUUCAUCGUGUCCCGGCCCACCAAGCUCAAGAGUCUGAUCCGCCUGGUGAAGUACUGGUACCUGCAGUGCAACAAGAUGCCCAAGGGAAGGGGCUCCCUGCCCCCACAGCACGGGCUGGAGCUCCUGACGGUGUACGCGUGGGAGCAGGCCGGGCGGGACGCCCAGUUCAGCAUGGCUGAGGGCUUCCGCACGGUCCUGGAGCUGGUCAGCCAGUACCGCCAGCUCCGCGUCUACUGGACGCUCAACUACGACACAGAGGACAAGACCAUCAGAGACUUCUUGGAACUGCAGCUACAAAAGCCCAGGCCCAUCAUCCUGGAUCCAGCUGACCCGACUGGCAACCUGGGCCACAGUGCCCGCUGGGACCUGCUGGCCAAGGAGGCCGCCACCUACAUGUCCUCCCUGUGCUGCAUGGACAGGGACGGCGCCCCCAUCCAGCCAUGGCCAGUGAAGCAGUUCUGGGCAGGAAGCAGAGAGAGGGACUCCUCCGGUUUCCCUCAUCCCAUUCGCUACCAGCACAGCAGCCAGCCAGCAGCCAUGGGGAACUGGGAGUCCCAGGUGUCCUCCGUCCCCGCUCAGCAGCUGGGCGACUUUGUCCAGAACUCCCUGAGGCCCUACGAAGAGUGCCAGCGGCAGAUAAGCCACCUGGUGGACGUCAUCUGCUCCACGCUGCAGGAGCCCGAGGAGUUCCCGAUCGUGCGGGGCGUGGCCAGAGGCGGCUCGUACGGCCGGAAGACGGUGCUGAGAGGCCGCUCGGAUGGGACCCUCGUCCUCUUCCUUGAUCACUUUCAACAAUUCCGGGAUCAGAAGGAGAGCCGCCGGGACGUGCUCAAGAUCCUCGGGCACCGGCUGAUGAUGCGCAUGGUGGCACAGGGGUACACUGACAACUGGGAGGUCCUCACGACCCAGGAUGGGCUCGUCAUCAAGGUGUCCACCAGGUGGCAGAGCGUCGUCUUUGAGGUGCUGCCUGCCUUCAACGCGCUGGGCUUUGGCGAGAGCCCCAGCCCCUGGGUCUACCGGGACCUCAGAAGAGCCCUGGAUGAGACCCAAGCCAGCCCCGGCACGUUCGCCGCCUGCUUCAUGGAGCUCCAGGAGAAGUUUUUUAACAAAUAUCCCAGGAAGCUGAAGGACUUGAUCCUCCUGAUAAAGUACUGGCGUCAGCAGUGCCAGAAAAAUUGUGUCGGUUCCUCCGUUCCGCCUGUGUACGCUCUGGAGCUGCUGACGGUGUACGCCUGGGAGCAGGGCUGCGGCGCCCAAGACUUCGACAUGGCCCAAGGCGUCAGGACGGUGCUGCAGCUGGUCAGGCAGCCGGAGAAUCUGUGCAUCUACUGGACCGUGAACUACAACUUUGAGGAGGAGACCAUCAGGAACACGCUUCUGCAACUGCUCAGGUCCACCAGGCCCGUCAUCUUGGAUCCAGCCGACCCCACCAACAACGUGAGUGGGGGUCCCAGCUGCUGGCAGCUGCUCAAGGAGAAAGCCCACGCCUGGCUGGCUGCUCCCAGCCUGAAUUCGGAGCUGGGGUCCUGGAAUGUUCUGCCAAAGCCACUGUUCAUGACCCCAGGCCACCACCUUGACAAGUUCAUCAAGGAGUUUCUCCAGCCCAACGAGCACUUCCUGAGCCAGGUCAAGCAGGCCAUUGACCUCAUCUGCAAAUUCCUUAGAGAAAACUGCUUCCGGAAUUCCACCACCAAGAUCCAGAAGAUCAUCAAGGGAGGCUCCAUGGCCAAGGGCACCGCCCUGAAGAACAGUUCCGACGCCGACCUCGUGGUGUUCCCCAGUUCGCUCCAGAGCUAUGCCUCCCAGAAAACCGAGCGGGCCCAAGUCCUCCGGGAGAUCCGGGAGCAGCUGCAGGCCUACCAGCAGAAGCAGCAGCUGGAAGUGAUCUUUGAGGUUUCCAAAUGGAAGAAUCCCCGGGUGCUGAGCUUCUCUCUGAAGUCCAGGAAGCAUCACGAAUACAUCCAUGUCGACGUGCUUCCCGCCUUUAACGCACUAGGGCAGCUGAAUUCUGGCUCCACACCCGAUCCCAAGGUCUACACGGAGCUCAUCCGUCUGUAUAAAUCCCCGGAUGACGUCCUGGGUGGCGAGUUCUCCACCUGCUUCACGGAGCUGCAGCGCAACUUCAUCGUGUCCCGGCCCACCAAGCUGAAGGACCUGAUCCGCCUGGUGAAGCACUGGUACCAACAGUGCGAAAGGAAGCUGAAGUCCCGGGGCUCCUUGCCCCCAAAGUACGCCUUGGAGCUGCUCACGGUCUACGCGUGGGAGCAGGGGAGCGGGGCCGAGGAUUUCGACACGGCCGAGGGGUUCCGGACCGUCCUGGACUUGGUCGCACAGUACCAGCAGCUCUGUGUGUUCUGGACGGUCAACUACAGCCUGGACGAGGACACGAUGAGGACCUUCCUGCUGGCCCAGAUCCAGAAAACCAGGCCUGUCAUCUUGGACCCAGCCGAACCUACUGGCGACGUGGGUGGAGGAAACCGUUGGUGCUGGCACCUGCUGGCCAAAGAAGCAAAACAAUGGUUCUCUUCUCCCUGCUUCAAGAACGGUGCUGGGUACCCAGUCCGGCCCUGGAAAGUGCCAACAAUGCAGACGCCAGCGAGCUGUGGAGCAAGGAUGGAUCCUAUUGUCAUGAGAUGUUCUCAUUCAGGAAUUAGAGUCCUGGGAUAGUCUUGCCAGAGGAAAUUUCUAGAAGCCAUUUGGCAACUGCUUUGAAAGAAGUGGUUGGCUGUGUAAAAGAUGUGUCCUUCCUUCCCACCCCUUGCUCCUCUUCCCCCGACCUGAGAUCCACGUGCCAGAGUCCACCCUGACGUUGUGCCUUGUCGGAAGCCCCCGGGCGAGUGCCCUGCCUUUGUCCGUGCUGCUCUCCCCUGGCUGGCUGUGCACCGGAUCUCUGGCUACCAUUCUGCACGUUCCCACUUCGCUCCUCCCUUCGCCUUCAAGUCUUAGCAAGGAGCUUCCCCCGAGCCAUAGUUCCCGGGACUCAGUAGCCAUGCUCUCACGACGGUGCCCCGCGUCCUGCUCCCCCUUCUUUCCCUUGGGACACAAAAGCCUUCCCUCCCCUGCCCGCGUUGAGGCUUCUCCACCUGCAGCGGCCAACCCUCGCCCUUCAGGUUCCCCAAAGGCGCGGGUACUCACGGCUGCCUCGUGAGUCCGCGUGGGUCUCUCGCCUUUCCCUCUGCACCUGCCUUGCUGCCUGGGAUACUUCACUCGGGCUUCAGUUCAAAGCCGCUCGAGGGUCUCCGUGCUCUCAGCCCACCGAAGCUUCCUUUACUGCUGAACACGCUAACGUGAUGCUGCGAAGAGCACAGAGCUGCCGAAUCCCUAGGGCUGUCCAGGGAAGGGCAUCUUUUUUAUUUUUUUGACAGGCAGAGUGGACAGUGAGAGAGAGAGAGAGAGAGAGAGAGAGAAAGGUCUUCCUUUUCCAUUGGUUCACCCUCCAAUGGCCGCCAUGGCCAGUGCACCACGCUGAUCCGCAGGCAGGAGCCAGGUGCUUCUCCUGGUCUCCCAUGGGGUGCAGGGCCCAAGCACUUGGGCCAUCCUCCACUGCACUCCCUGGCCACAGCAGAGAGCUGGCCUGGAAGAGGGGCAACCAGGACAGAAUCCAGUGCCCCAACCGGGACUAGAACCCAGUGUACUGGCGCCGCAGGCAGAGGAUUAACCUAUUGAGCCACAGCGCCGGGCAUGGGAAGGGCAUCUUUUAGGAGCCCCUUGUAACCAUCCUGAGUGGAUGCUAGCAAGGGGACUCCAGGUAGGUGCUUGGAUAGUUCUGAGGGUGGGAAGAGCUGGCUCUGCCACAAAGACCGAGCCGGAAGUAGCACAUGUGUGACUGGGUGGUUGGAAAUUUCCACACCAUGCCCUCAAAGCUCCAGCGGGGAGGGGGUUGGAGACUAAGUUCCAUCAAUGGCCAGUGAUUUAAUUAACCGUGCCUAUGUAAUGGGACCCAGUCACGGCCUUGGAUAAAGCGGCUCAGGGGGCUGUGUGGCUGGCAAACAUCCUCAUGUGUCAGGACGGUCAUCACCCCAGCUCCACGGGGACAGAAGCUCCCGAGCUGGCCCCAACCCUGCCUCUCCACCCUGAGUGUCUCUUCUUCCGGCCGCUCCCUUGUAUCCUCUGUAGUACAAGGUGGCUGUAAGGACAGCAUUUGCUGGAGUUCCGUGAGACAUUCUCAUGAAUAAUUAAAGGUGAAGGGGGGUCGUGGGACCCCCAAGUUUGCUGCCAAGUCUGAAGAAAGGGUGGUCUUGCAUUGGCUGCUGCUCUUCCAGGCGUGGGGUCUGCACUGACUCGGGUGGUUUAGUUCGUGUAGAGCUGAGCUGAGCUGUGGGGCAGUCACUGGUGGCAGAGGAAGGGGGACUUGAGGCUGAAAUGAAGAGCACUGGACAUGCGCACCUGCUCAGUCUGCAGCUCCCAGCUGCCCCAACUGGCCAGGGACGGGAGAGAAGGCACAGGUGGCAGUAGACGCUGCCCCCUCCCCACACACUUGCUUCACAGCAGAGGAACCAAGGAUGAAACCCCAAAACUCCUGGAAGAAAAGUGACCCUCAGCAGACGGCGAGGAUCCUGGGAGGACUCAGAGCCGCACAAAGGCAGGCAGGGGCCAUUUCAUCUUCCCCACCAAGGGCCCCCCAGCACUUACUAGGCAGUUGAGGUCACUAAGAACAAAGGUAAGCGUUGGCAGUGACCGGGAAGCGUGGUCGCGGGCAGGCAUUUAGCUGUUACGUUGCCUGUGUUCCCUAUCACAGGACCUGGCUGCGGGUCCCGGCUCCUGUCCCUGACUCCAGCCUCCUGCUCAUGCAGACCCUGGGAGGCAGUGGUGACGGCUCAGGCAGCUGGGUCUCUGCCAUUCAGAGACCUGGGUUGAAUUCCUGGCUCCCAGCUACAGCCUGGCCCAGCCCCAGCUGUGUGGACAUUUAGGGAGUGAGCCAGUAGACGGCAGACUCUGUGUGUGUGCAUUGUGUGUGUGUGUGUGUGUAAAAGAGAGAGAGGGAGAGAAACAUGGUCGUUCCCGGAAGCAACUAGGGCGCCAAUCCUUUUGCAGAAAAUAGGCAAAUAAGGCAAUGACUAGGCAAUAAUGAAACCCAGCGUCUCCUGUACAACCCAUGCGUCCAGAUAACCAAAUCAGAACUGAUAAGAGCAGAACGGAUGUUGAAAGGAUGCCACAAUGAGAAACAUCUCCACUUCGGGACCUCUGAUGAGACUAAUGAUUUGGGCAGAUUAUCAGCAGGUGAUACCGCUAGGUGAGCUGCUGAGGGGGAGGGGCGUGUCCCCUCCCAAGGCCACAGCUUCCUCAUCAAGUCAACAGAGACAGCUCCACGGAGCGGUGCCUCCAGGUGUGAGGCCCGCUGGGCACCAUCCAGUUUUUGACUUGCAAAGUUGAGACAAAAAUUAUUUUUUUUUAAAUUUGGCACCAAUAUUGGCUACAAGUAACACAUGGGAUUGAGUUAAAUUCCAGGGAAAAUGUCUAAAGCAGAAAAUUCAUCGAUAGAGAUGCUUCAACCAGCGAGGAGUAGCCAGGACAGACGUGCGGAGGGACACGGGUGCGUUCUCACCAGCACAGACGGGAAAGGAGCCAAGAAUGUAGCAAGAAUCUGAUUAAGUAGAUGUGGCAGUCAAGAGCCCAGGCCUCUAAUUCCAUUCCUGGUUACCCCGGCAACCAGGUCCCACUCACAGAGGAAGUAGACAGGGAUGAGAAGCCGAGCCUCGCAUAGCCGAUGAGCCAGGAGGAGGUGGGAAGAGUUGGAGCAGCAGAGCAAGACAGAGGCCACCAGUUUGUGGGUAAAAGGUUCAUCUGGAACCACACGCUGGAAGGCUUCAGCCCCUGGGACCUGGGGCUGCCCCGCUGAGCCUGGAAACACCCCUGCAGGGAAAACGUUAUAGUUCCAUUCCCCGGCAGCUGGGCUAACCCUCAGACACGACAAAGGCAAGGGAAGCUCUCGAGCCCCCCUUGCCGGCCGGGGGAGUCGGGUGUAGCCGUGGACAGAAGAGCCCGGCAUGGAUGCCAGCCACUGGACCCAGCUGGGAGCGCGCCCAGUGCCCAGCGUGCUCGCCGCGGAGGGGGAUCCUCAGAGAGGUGCUGUGUGGGAGCCGCUGGGUCCUGAGACAGGGCCAGGCUGGGAAUGGCGGGGGGGAUCGGCUGUGGGGCUCUGGGGGACGAGUCAGGGAGUCACCACCAGAGCAGAAAAGCUCAGGUGUGGAGGGGUCAGGAAGAGGGAUCCUUCGCCAGGGCUUGGCAAGAGAUGGGCUGGCAGAGUCACAGCUGUGGGCUCCCUCUCCAGGACCAAAGCCCCGGGCAGGGCGGGAAUGUGUCUGAGUCGGGAGAGCAGGAUGAAGAGGCCCUGGGGAGGGUCUGGCCAGGCUGAAAGCCACAAGGGAGACAAGGUGGCCUAGAGUUGACCACUGUAAACUCACGUUCCAGCCCCUCUACAUAGGAAAAAGCCUCCAAGCCCUCGGGCAGUCUGGGAAUCCAAGAGGCGCAGCAUGCAGAAUAAGGACCCCCCCCCCCCAAGAUAGUCACAUCCUGGAAGCCACCAGCCAGGAGCUUCUUCUGGGUCUCCCAUGUGGGUGCAGGGGCCCAAGCACUUGGGCCAUCUGGUACUCCUUUCCCAGGCCAGAUUGGAAGUGGAGCAGCCGGGAUUUGAACCGGUGUCCACGUGGGAUACUGGUGUCCCAGAUGGAGGCUUAACCUACUAUACCACAGCACCGGCCCCCUAAAAUAAAUCUUUACAAAUAAAAGCAAAUGUCUGCUUGGACUCACAGAUGCAAAUCGCCUCUCUGGUUCUUACGAAACUGAAAAGCUACAUUUUUGUUAUCCUCUACAGAACUGUGAUGCUCCUGAGAUAAUUAAACUGUAGUGUGGAUACAGGCCAGUCAGUGCUUUGAAUGAGCCACUUUUCAUUGCAGGCACAGAGAAAGAAUCGUGUGUGGCUCCAGAGCAGGGAGGGAGAG